AUGUGCAAGAAUGAGAAAAUUCCUGUCAAGAGGAACCACAAACACAAUCAGAGCAUUACCCAUAUGGAAGAAAAUACCACUAUGAUGCCCCACAAUCAUUCACCUACUACAGCUUCUCAUGCUCGUGGUGGGGGAGGAGGAGGAGACAUGAUGAUGCCUAUGACAUUCUAUUUUGGAUAUAAGAAUGUGGAAGUGCUUUUUUCUGGAUUAGUGAUCAAUAUACCUGGGGAAAUGGCUGGGGCAUUUGUGGCUAUCUUUUUGUUAGCCAUGUUUUAUGAAGGACUCAAGAUAGCCCAGGAGAGCUUGCUGCAUAAGUCCCAGGUCAGCAUUCAUUACAACUCCAUGCCAGUCCCAAAUAGAACCAUCCUUAUGGAACACAAAAUUGUUGGGCAACAGAUGCUGAGUUUACCUCACUUUCUGCAGACAGUGCUGCAUGUCAUCGAGGUGGUCAUCAGCUAUUUCCUUAUGCUUAUCUUUAUGACCUACAACACAUACCUCUGCAUUGCAGUGGCAGCAGGAGCUGGAACAGGCUACUUUCUCUUCAGCUGGAAGAAGGCAGUAGUAGUGGACAUAACAGAGCACUGCCAUUAA
Dromiciops gliroides (monito del monte) is the source of this 591-nucleotide messenger RNA. RefSeq names its product high affinity copper uptake protein 1-like. Gene Ontology annotation, cellular component: membrane. Gene Ontology annotation, molecular function: copper ion transmembrane transporter activity. Lineage: Eukaryota; Metazoa; Chordata; Mammalia; Microbiotheria; Microbiotheriidae. Gene Ontology annotation, biological process: copper ion transmembrane transport. The record is from RefSeq and is a predicted model, not a curated record.